AUGUCUAAGGAAACAGCAGUGGUCAGUGACGGAAAGCUAAAGGUACUAGCGUUGCAUGGUUAUCGCCAAAAUGCUGAUUCGUUUAAAGCUAAACUAGGAUCGCUACGCAAGUUCUUAAGCAAGUAUGUUGAGUUCGUGUUUGUGACGGCACCGCAUAUAGCGGCUCCGCUCGAAGCCGACGGUAAACCAGAUCCAAACCAACGAAGUUGGUGGUUCAAUAAAGAUGAUCGUACAUUCAAGGGCACCAACCGUGGAGGCCCAGCGUACGGGUUCGAUGAAAGUCUGAAACUGAUAGAACAUACAUGGCAGACCGAGGGUUGCCAUGGGUUGUUAGGAUUUUCACAAGGCGCAUGCUUUGUGGGGCUACUUUGUGAUCUCAGCGCUCGAGGCAUGACGACUGUUAAGCCAGAAUUUGCUGUUGUUGCCGCUGGAUUCCGAUCGGGAAGUUUGGUACAUUUGAAUUAUUACGAAAGCAAGAUUCAAGCACCAUCGUUGCAUAUUUUUGGCGAAACAGAUGAAAUAAUAACGAAAGAUAUGAGUGAAGCUCUAACAGAAACGUUUCUUGAUCCUGAUAUCAUAAUCCAUCCUGGCGGGCAUUUUUUCCCCGCGCAAGCCUCAUUGAAGGAAAAAUACAUUGGUUUUUUCCGAGACCAACUGCAACUGCAUCUCGAAACCAAAGAACUGCAAAAUGCAACAGAAGAAAACAGCUUCAAUAUCGAUGAACCAACGGCCAUCGACGAAAGUCCAGAGCAUAAUGAAAGCGAUUCAGAUUCGGAUUAA
This is a messenger RNA of Anopheles nili, 780 nucleotides long. Its product is annotated as esterase AGAP003155. The record is from RefSeq and is a predicted model, not a curated record. Gene Ontology annotation, biological process: response to retinoic acid. Gene Ontology annotation, cellular component: cytoplasm; nucleus. The transcript is spliced from 2 exons. The coding region runs from base 1 to 780 and encodes 259 amino acids. Lineage: Eukaryota; Metazoa; Arthropoda; Insecta; Diptera; Culicidae.